Molecule: messenger RNA, 765 nt
Organism: Soboliphyme baturini
Lineage: Eukaryota; Metazoa; Nematoda; Enoplea; Dioctophymatida; Soboliphymatidae
Source: the annotation of a GenBank genome assembly
AUGGUUAGGGGUCCAAGGAAACAUCUGAAGCGUCUGAAUGCGCCGAAACACUGGAUGCUGGAUAAAAGGACUGGAGUGUUUGCCCCAAGGCCGAAUCCCGGUCCACACAAACUUCGCGAGUGCCUGCCGCUAAUACUGUUCAUUCGGAAUCGGUUGAAAUAUGCGCUAACUUAUGACGAGACAAAGAAAAUCUUGAAACAGCGCUUAGUCAAGGUGGACGGAAAAGUUAGGACCGAUUUAAAGUAUCCCGCUGGAUUUAUGGAUGUCGUUUCAAUAGAAAAAACGGGCGAAAACUUUCGUCUUAUUUAUGAUGCGAAGGGACGCUACAUCAUGAAACUUUGCAAGGUCAAAAAGAUAUUCACAGGCCCGAAAGGUAUUCCAGUGCUAGUGACUCACGAUGGGCGAACGAUUCGCUAUCCAGAUCCGCUGAUCAAGGCAAAUGACACAAUCGUCUAUGAUCUUACGACGAAUAAGAUCAAAGAGUUUAUAAAGUUCGAUUCAGGCAAUCUGUGCAUGGUUACUGGAGGCCAUAACGUCGGCCGAGUCGGUUUGGUGAUGCAUCGUGAACGCCAUCUUGGAUCCUUUGAUAUCGUGCACGUGAAAGACGCUGCCGGAAAUUCAUUUGCUACAAGGUUGAACAACAUUUUCAUCAUUGGAAAAGGCAAAGAGCCCUUUGUCAGUUUACCUCGUGGAAAAGGUAUCAAACUCACUAUUGCCGAAGAAAGAGACCGACGGCUAGCAAGCAAACAGAAGGCGCUAAUUUGA